Molecule: messenger RNA, 1347 nt
Organism: Penicillium longicatenatum
Lineage: Eukaryota; Fungi; Ascomycota; Eurotiomycetes; Eurotiales; Aspergillaceae
Product: putative RING finger domain protein
Exons: 4
Coding region: 1-1347 (448 amino acids)
Source: RefSeq, a predicted model, not a curated record
AUGGCCGAUCAUAGCGACCAUGGCGAUCGCAUCUUGUGUCAUGCCUGUGGCGCGGUCUGGUUAAGACUCGGUGGCGGUUUGACGUGUCCGCACUGUCAAUCCGACUUCACGGAGAUCGUCGAAAUUCCCCCUGAUGAUGCUUCACCAGAACCACAUAUCGAGCAUGAUUCCCCACCGACCAAUCCGUGGGAAACUCAUAAUCCAUGGGCUCAGGAAGAGCUGCCGCGACGCUACGGCUUCAUGGACGCUACUUCGCCCAGCUCCCCGCGCUACUCACAGCACACUUACAGAUCACCCGAUGGUCGUUUUGUAUUUAGCAGCACCUCCGUACGCGGAGGAUUCGCAUCCCGCCAAAUAAAUGCGCAGGCCAAUCCCGCAGUGCCAAUGAUAUUCGAAGGCUUGGAUUCAAUAUUCCAGACGCUUUCAAACACCGGAUACAACCAGCGCACACCCCGCGGUGCGGCGGCCAUGGAUCCUUUCGACUCUGACCACCAUGGGACCGACGAGUACGACGAUCCCCCAGAAUCAUUCCCACGCGAACCAGGCGCAGCGCAAUCUAUGGCCCAGCCGCAAGACCUAGUCGAACUUUUGGAUAGCUUCCGACAGAACUACGCACGACGACCAGGCAGAGCCGGCGCAAGUGGCAUAGCAGGCCCAAACCCACUCGCGAACCCACUCGCAAUGCUCUCAGUCUUACUAAACAUGGAUCGGAACGGCGACGCGGUAUACUCACAAGAGGAAUUAGACCGGGUUAUCUCAGAGCUCAUCGAUCAUAAUGCAGCGGGAACUGCACCCCCAGGCGCAUCCACUACCGCUAUCCAAUCCCUACCAAGGAAAAAGGUAGAUCAGCAAAUGUUGGGACCGGACGGCACAGCCGAGUGCUCUAUCUGCAUGGAUAUGGUAGAGAUAGGCACUGAAGUCACAGUGCUACCUUGCACACAUUGGUUUCACUUCAGCUGCAUUGAAGCGUGGCUUAUACAGCAUAACACCUGUCCACACUGUCGCCGGAGUAUCGACUCCAUCAGUGCUACACCUGGCACCACUGGCAGCUCGACUAGCCGCACGCAUGGCGAAGGUACCAGCGAGAACCCGGUCGUCAUCCCAGAUAGUCCCGAGGUCCCAUCACCUGGUCGUCGACGACGCAGUUCUCCUUUUGCCUCGCUUAGCGGUCGUUCUUCUUUUUCAAGGUCUAGUCGGCAUUCACAGGCCCAGGCUCCGGCGACUCCGGAUCCCAAUGCUUCUCGUACAAGGAGAUCUAGUGGGUCCAGUCGCAAUAGUCGUAAUGAAGACAGCCGUGGAGGUUUCACAGGCUGGGUCUGGAGUCGGUUUGGAGGUGGCAAUAACUAA